This is a messenger RNA of Bursaphelenchus xylophilus (pine wood nematode), 1600 nucleotides long. Lineage: Eukaryota; Metazoa; Nematoda; Chromadorea; Rhabditida; Aphelenchoididae. The record is from the annotation of a GenBank genome assembly.
AUGCAUUAUGAGAAAGGGCUAGCAGUGAACAUUGCCCUAAUAUCAUCGUUUUUGCUCACUGUUAAUGCCAUUGAGAGGUUCGAAUGUAAUGUUUUGGAGCCGGCGUGUCGUCGGAGGUUGGAAGAGAAGGCUCGGGGAUUCACCGAAGUCAGAGGAGGGAACAAUCAAUGCAAUUACCAGGAUCUUUGGCUGAUCCCUGGGAGGGCGGACGCAUCUUGUAGUAGGUUUGAAUUCAGAUUAAUCUAUAAAUUUCAGCGCCGUUUUUGCACUUGAAACCAAUUUCACUAGUAUUUCCAGAAAGUGCAUAGAGGUUUUUUAUGCCUUAUAUUUCAUGCAUUUAAUUCUGUUUUUUCGCACGGUGCAAACCUUUAAAAAGCCAUGCACUGUACAAACCCGAAAAUGGCGGGUCUCAGCUCCAGAAAAAUCUAAAUUUCGGGAAAAUCGGCGGAGUCUCCGCGGAGAAAUUCAAAGAAAAAACUUACCCGUGUCGAGUGACCCACCCGAACCAUCGUUUCCAAAUUUGAUGCUUUUUUAUUCCAGCUAGGCCGGACGCCAAGAAAUUAGUGGAAAUCGAUGCCCGGCAGGUCAAAAUCACUCCUCCGAUAGUCAAAUUCCCCGGAUGUUUUACCAUCGAGAUCAAGAAUGUGAGGAUAUUGGAUGACAAAGAGGUCUUGACCAACUCUUUCUUCGCCAAGUCCGAAUACCAUUGGCUGAAUGUGAAGCAAUUCAGUGAACUCAAGUGCCAAAAUGCGUCUAAUAAUGGGUGCGGGGGUUACGGAAACAACUGGUGAGUCCUAUUUUCCAUUAAUUCAGCCUUUAGUCAGCUUGUCUAUGGCUCUAUUGAAAGUUUUAUUUUUAACUUGACAGUAAUUGAAAUCACUGUUUUCCAGCUUCUACUGUGAUAUUUGUGAGAGUUUGAAUGCCGCCACAGAAGUUUCGAAUGCAGUAAAGUUGAAGACGGAGCUCGCGGAUCAAUUCAAAGGCCUCCAUUGUCCGAAACAUGCCGGUUUAUACACUUUUAAGAAGGAAUUCUGCUUCAACGACUGGUCGACUUUCGAUAGGAAUGGUGAUUGUCAACUGGACUUCCUGCAGACUGAUCAGACCGACCUCAAGUCGGCGUUGGCUUCGCUUCAACAAAUUGGAUAUGUAAGUUUCGAGACUCAUCUUUACAAAUAUGCUUGAAGUUUUCUAAUUGUCGGUAAUGAUAAUGAAAAUAUUAUCUUAGGGAACAGUUGUGGCCAAAGUCCGUCUGGCUUACAAUGCCACAGGAGCAGUUGCCCGAAAACGCGAUGCAAAGAUGAAUCAGAUCCGGAAGAUGGUCGAAAGAGAAUUGGCCGAGCGAAAACGGAACUGGGACAUAAAUAGGGGGCAAUUCGAAAAGUUCCAACAAUGGUAUAUCGAUUAUCGACAGAACAUUUGGCAUCGGUAAGAGCUCUCGUUUCAUUUUCGUAUUUUUCAAUCAUCUCUACUUUCCAGCGAAGAGUACCUUCCCUGGUUGUUAUAUGAGAACGAAUUGGCCUGUCUUCGGUUGACUUUCGAUGUCUGCGAGAGGAAUCCCCGCCCCAAACCGUACGGAGGGACGGGCUACACCUGCGAUUGA